Molecule: messenger RNA, 1794 nt
Organism: Eurytemora carolleeae
Lineage: Eukaryota; Metazoa; Arthropoda; Copepoda; Calanoida; Temoridae
Product: major centromere autoantigen B
Exons: 9
Coding region: 978-1778 (266 amino acids)
Source: RefSeq, a predicted model, not a curated record
CCCCUCCUCAACUUUUCUUUACUCUGCAAGUGUACUCAAUGCGACAUUUUAAAACUAUAUUUAUUAAAGUAUAAACAGAAUUUUCUAGACAUUGAAUAAUGAAUUAUAUAUAUGUACUUUUAUUUUUGACCUAUUUAGCGGAUUUUCAUUAAUAUGUCUUCUAUUUUUUUCUUUUGAAGGAGAAGAAAAUUAAUAUUUAUAAUAAUAUCUCCGGUCCCCCCUUCAAUAGGUUUAAGAAUCAGUAUUCUCCAGUCCCCCCUUCAAUAGGUUUAAGAAUCAGUAUUCUCCAGUCCCCUCUGAGUAGGUUUAAGAAUCAGUAUUCUCCAGUCCCCUCUGAGUAGGUUUAAGAAUCAGUAUUCUCCAGUACCCUCUGAGUAGGUUUAAGAAUCAGUAUUCUCCAGUUCCCUCUGAGAGGGUUUAAGAAUCAGUAUUCUCCAGUCCCCCCUUCAAUAGGUUUAAGAAUCAGUAUUCUCCGGUCCCCUCUGAGUAGGUUUAAGCAUCAGUAUUCUCCAGUCCCAUUCUGACUAGGUUUCAGAAUCAGUAUUCUCCAGUCCCCUCUGAGUAGGUUUAAGAAUCAGUAUUCUCCAGUCCCCUCUGAGUAGGUUUAAGAAUCGGUAUUCUCCGGUCCCUUCUGAGUAGGUUUGAGAAUCAGUAUUCUCAAGUCCCCUCUGAGUAGGUUUAAGAAUCAGUAUUCUCAAGUCCCCUCUGAGUAGGUUUAAGAAUCAGUAUUCUCCAGUCCCCUCUGACUGAGUAGGUUUAAGAAUCGGUAUUCUCCAGUCCCCUCUGAGUAGGUUUAAGAAUCAAUAUUAUUUCUCCAGUCCCCUCUGAGUAGGUUUAAAAAUCGGUAUUCUCCGGUCCCCUCUGAGUAGGUUUAGGAAUCAGUAUUCUCCGGUUCACUCUGAGUUAGUAAAAGAAUCAAAUUACAAUAUCUUUAGAUUCAGUUGUUUUCGAACUGCCAUCAUCUCUCAGUUACAGCAAUGCAUUCUUUGUUAUUGUUAUUUAUAGGUUUACACUUUACCCUUUGCUCUUCUACCCAGCCCAACAAAAAACAGGAGACUGUAUCUGCUGCUAGGGUUGUGUCCCAACAAUGCAAAACUUUAACAAUUAAUCAGUACAGUCCUUCUGACUGGAAUAUAUUGAAGCCUGUAAAAGAUGGAAAGUGGGUUCUUCCCUUCAGUGUGAAGGUUCAUGAACCUAACACAAUUUUUCGAAUUGAUUUUGCAUCGAGAGAUGAAGAGGAAGACCAAGGUGGGAAGGAGGAGGAGGAGGAGGAGGAGGAGGAGGAAGAUGGGAUGAAAAAAGAAGAAAAUGAGAUUAAAGAAGAAUUGAGCAUGGAUGUUAGGGAAAUUAUUAAUAAUCAGAUUGAGAAGGAUGGGAAUGACAGAGAUAUGAAUGACAAGGAUGCAAAUGAAAAGGAUGAGAAUAACAAGGAUGGGAAGGACAAGAAUUGGAAUGACAAGGAUGAGAGAGAUGAUGAAAAUGAGGAUGAAGGAUACAAGGAUGAAGUGGAUCUGGAUGAAGGGGAUGAGGAUGAGGUUAAGCUGGAUGAUAUUGUAGAAACAACAGCUGGUGUAGAAUUCGGACCAACAGCGGCCCGACUGACUCAGGUUAAUGAGUAUAGUGAGGAGGUUAAGGACACUGGAGAUAUUCAUAAUUUCAUUGUGAUGGAAACAGAAAUUGGCUUCAUCAUCAGAUUGAGACAAAAGGAGAAAACAGGUGUAUUGAGCCUAUUCAUCGGAGGUACAUAUUCAUAUUUUUUCAAACAAAAAUGGAACUAAACAUGAGACCAGACAU